Molecule: messenger RNA, 2554 nt
Organism: Fundulus heteroclitus (mummichog)
Lineage: Eukaryota; Metazoa; Chordata; Actinopteri; Cyprinodontiformes; Fundulidae
Product: extracellular calcium-sensing receptor-like
Biological process (GO): G protein-coupled receptor signaling pathway
Cellular component (GO): membrane
Molecular function (GO): G protein-coupled receptor activity
Source: RefSeq, a predicted model, not a curated record
CCUCCUGCCUGUUACAGGGGCAGUUUCAUCUUAACAGUAUGCACAAGACAGGGGAAGUAAUGCUUGGUGGGCUGUUUCAGGUCCACUUCUUUUCUAUCUUUCCUGAACUGUCCUUUAGCAAUGAACCACAGCAGCUCACAUGCCAUGGUUUUGAUAUUCUAGGGUUUAGACAGGCUCAGACAAUGAUCUUUGCUAUUGAUGAAGUCAACAGAAACUCCAAACUGUUACCCAGUGUGACUUUGGGGUACAGUCUAUAUGACAACUGCCUCACUCUUGGAGUUGGAUUUCGUGCAGCACUGGCAUUAAUCAGUGGUCAAGAGGAGCAAAUUAUAUUAAAUGAGACCUGUGAAGGAAGCCCUCCUGUUCUGGGGGUUGUGGGAGACUCUUCCUCUACUCGCUCUAUUGCUAUCUCCACCGUUUUAGGUUUGUACAGAGUACCUAUGGUGAGCUAUUUUGCCACAUGUGCCUGUCUAAGUGACCGGCAGAAGUUUCCAUCCUUCUUUAGGACAAUCCCAAGUGAUGCUUUCCAGGUGCGUGCAAUGAUUCAGAUACUGAAACACUUCGGCUGGACCUGGGCAGGUUUGCUGAUAAGUGAUGAUGAUUACGGGCUGCACGCUGCCCGAUCCUUCCAUUCUGAUCUCGGUGUGUCUGGGGGAGGCUGUCUAGCCUAUUUAGAAGCUUUGCCCUGGGAAAAGGAUUUGAUUGAAUUUCAAAGGAUUGUUGAUGUGAUGAAGAAAUCCACAGCUCGUGUUGUUAUUGUGUUUGCACAUGAGGGUCAAAUCAUCAAUCUCAUGGAGGAGGUGGUGAGACAGAACUUGACGGGUCUUCAGUGGUUGGCGAGUGAAGCCUGGUCCACUGCUGCCGUGCUUCAGACAUCUGACUUAAUGCCGUACCUUGGUGGCACUUUGGGCAUUGCUAUCCGUCGAGGAGAGAUACCAGGCCUCAGGGAUUUCUUGCUACAAACACGUCCUGAGCUACAACACAACAACAGCUAUGGAAAUAACAUGGUAAACCAGUUUUGGGAAUUCACAUUUCAGUGUAGAUUUGCACCAACUCCGUCAGGCUGGGUUGAGAAUGGUGGAAAGGUUUGCUCAGGAGGGGAGGAUAUAGAGACUGCAGAGACUGGUUUCUUGGAUGUUUCUGAUCUCAGGUCUGAGUACAACGUUUACAAAGCUGUGUAUGCACUGGCAUAUGCCCUUGAUGAAAUGCUAAAGUGUGAACCAGGGAAAGGGCCUUUUAGCAAGAAAAGCUGUGCCACUUUGCAAACACUUGAACCAUGGCAGCUUGUGUAUUACCUGGAAAGGGUUAAUUUCACCACGUCAUUUGGUGAUGAAGUGUCAUUUGAUGAGAACGGUGAUGCUUUACCAAUAUAUGACAUUAUGAACUGGCUCUGGCUCCCUGAUGGACAAACGAAAGUUCAAAAUGUUGGAGAGGUUAAAAUGUCCGCAUUCAAUGGUGAACAGCUCACACUUGAUGGAGACAAAAUCUUCUGGAACUUUGAAUCCAAAAAGCCACCUAAAUCAGUGUGCAGCAACAACUGUCCUCCAGGUACCCGUGUGGUAAGAAAGAAAGGGGAACCUGAUUGCUGUUUUGACUGCAUACCUUGUUCUGAGGGAACGAUCAGUAAUAACAGUAAUUCCUUGGAGUGCUUCGGCUGUCCAGAGGAUUUCUGGUCCAGCCCCCAGCGAGAUCUCUGUGUUCCCAAGAAAACAGAGUUCCUCUCCUAUGAGGAACCUUUAGGGAUCUGUUUGACAACAGCCUCACUGCUGGGCACAUUCAUCUGCACUGUUGUUCUAGGGGUCUUCAUUUAUCACCGCAGAACACCGAUAGUACGUGCCAACAAUUCAGAACUUAGUUUCAACCUGUUGCUUUCUCUUAAAUUGUGCUUCCUGUGUUCACUGUUGUUUAUUGGGCGGCCCAGACUCUGGACCUGUCAGCUGAGACAUGCAGCAUUUGGGAUCAGCUUUGUGCUAUGUGUGUCAUGCAUCCUGGUUAAAACCAUGGUGGUUCUGGCUGUUUUCAAAGCCUCCAAGCCAGGAGGGGGAGCCAGUCUCAAGUGGUUUGGUGUUUCACAGCAAAGAGGAACAGUUCUAGUUCUCACUUCUGUUCAAGCAGCAAUCUGCACUGCUUGGCUCGUCUCUUCCUCUCCUUCUCCACAUAAAAACACCAAAUACCACAAUGAUAAGAUAGUUUAUGAGUGUGUAGUCGGAUCCAUUGUUGGUUUUUCAGUGUUACUCGGAUACAUUGGCAUAUUGGCUAUUCUGAGCUUUGUGUUAGCAUUUCUGGCGAGGAAUCUUCCUGACAACUUUAAUGAGGCCAAACUAAUCACUUUCAGCAUGCUGAUCUUCUGCGCUGUGUGGGUGGCCUUUGUUCCUGCGUAUGUCAGCUCACAGGGAAAAUAUGCAGAUGCAGUGGAGGUAUUUGCCAUUUUGGCCUCCAGUUUUGGUCUCUUGUUGGCACUGUUUGGACCAAAAUGUUAUAUAAUUUUGCUGAGACCAGAAAGAAAUACAAAGAAGGCAAUCAUGGGAAGAGGAGCAGAUUAAUAUAAAUAGGG